Molecule: messenger RNA, 681 nt
Organism: Ceutorhynchus assimilis (cabbage seed weevil)
Lineage: Eukaryota; Metazoa; Arthropoda; Insecta; Coleoptera; Curculionidae
Source: the annotation of a GenBank genome assembly
AUGACUUCAUUCGAUCUAAAAACUGCUGUGAGUCUCCUGCCUAUUCUUGAUGAUACAGAGGAAACUACCAAUAAAUUAGUCGAUGCUAUAGAACUGUACGAAUCCAUGCUUAAAGCUGAGGACAAACCUGCAUUAAUAAAAUUUGUUCUUAAAACACGCUUAACGAGUAGUGCAAAACUGAGAUUAAAUGAUAGUUACAAUUCAGUUGCUGAUUUAUUGGUAGAUAUCAAAAGACACCUCCUUACAAUACAAUCUGACACGGCACUUCAAUCAAAAUUAUUUCGUGCAAAGCAAGGCCAAAAGUCUAUCGAAUCUUUUGGAAAAGAAUUAGAGUCACUUUUCGUUAAUUUGACCAUAUCCCAAGCUAAUGGUGAUAAUGAUUCAUUUACAAUAUUAAAACCUAUUAACGAAAAAAUCGCGAUAAAAAGAUUUUCUGAUGGUCUCCGAGAUCAAAGAUUAAGUACAAUAAUUGCCGCCAGAAAUUUUCCGUUUUUGAAAGAUGCUAUAAGAGCAGCUCAAGACGAAGAAACCAAUUCGUUUAAUAACAAUAAUAAUUAUUCUUCCCAAGUUUUCACAUUUAAUAGAAGGGGAAGAGGACAUUUUUCGAGAAACUUCACAAGGGGCUCUUUUUCAAAUAGAAAUUCCUACAACCGAAAUAACGAUAGGCGAAAUUUUAAUUAA